Molecule: messenger RNA, 5810 nt
Organism: Sander lucioperca (pikeperch)
Lineage: Eukaryota; Metazoa; Chordata; Actinopteri; Perciformes; Percidae
Product: leucine-rich repeat and fibronectin type III domain-containing protein 1-like protein
Exons: 13
Coding region: 1462-3546 (694 amino acids)
Molecular function (GO): protein binding
Source: RefSeq, a predicted model, not a curated record
CAAACUAUAUCGGCUACUCUCCCAGGCAAGCGCCCCGGCGAUGGCAUCACGCACAGUCGUCACAACGUAUCCAUCUGUAAUUACCAGCUUGUAAUCCCGGAACAGCAAAUUGUCAAUAGAAAGAGCAGUACACGGAUACAGAGGGAAGGAGGCAGACAGGAGAGGAGCGGGUAGGCGUAUCGCCUCCCGGGACAAAGCGCCGCACAGUGUGAAAGUAACUGCAGGAGGGGACGGAGAGGCUUACCGUGGCGGAUCAGAGCGCUUUUUGAGAAGAAGGUACAUCAAAGAUUUCAGGCUGGUUUCCUAGCGGAAUUUAUCAUGUUUUAUUCUGACCUAUAACGCCUCUAUCUAUAAGCCAUCCACCGGGCAGCACGCACUGUUGUUCGGCGCCUCUCCUUGGAGAGACCGACGCGGAGAGAAGAGAGAGAGAGGUCAAGACAAAGUCACUUCUGUGGCUGAAAAGAGGGGACGAACGUUUACCAAGCUUCUCUGAUUCUGCAGUUUAUUUUCUACCCAUUUAUAGCCUACUCUUAUUGCUUAAUGUAUUACCUUGAGGUGGAUAAUCACCUAUCGACCAAUUCAACCAGAUAGGAAUAUUAUCCUGCAGAUAAGAGUGCAGAUCAAAUGCAAAGAGCUGUUAAUGAGUGAGAUAUGAUGUUGGUGCAGGAAUGACUGCUGAAUGGGGGAGCAAAGAGCAUUUAUAGGGGAGCUUACGGAGACCGGCUGAGUAGCCCAAGACGACGACCGUGCCCGGUUUCACCAAGUACAGAGACGUUUCCUCACUCUCCCUGUUCAUUGCUUUUCCUCUACUCAGAGGGACACAGGACCCUGGCGAUAUUAAGCCCAGCGGUUGAGUGUUUUACUUUAAAUGACCGAAUAACGGAAUCUUAACGGAAACGCGCUGAGCUCAUGUGGAGACCAAAUGAAUGCGCAACGCGACGGGGAGCCGGUUUAACGGCGUUUUUUCCACGCUCACAGUUCCGUCCCAGUGGAUCAGCUGCGGACACCGGAUUGCUGUAGGUUAUCGGCUCCACCGGUCGUGUACCCAUACAGGGCUUUAAAUGCAAAGUCAGCGGGAACUAAAUUGAAACGCCUCGCUUGCCCCACCACCACUCCGGGAACCCCGCAGCGCGACCAGCGUCGUGCGGUGCAUGACCCCCCAAAAAGUGGAUAGUAUUUCUUAUUUGGUUUGAGAGAUUAUCUGACCAGGAGGAUGUUUUUUUAACAUAUUAAUUGCUGAGUGGAGUUCUUCACCUGGCUUGACAAGAUUGGGAGAUAACCGGAGGAGAAACCGCCACCUAACCGGAGAGGAGAGGGAGACGCGCAGGUCUUUAGAUCCAUCUCCCUGGGCCAUCUUUUUUCUUUUCAGUCCAUCUACCAGUCGCCACAAUGCAUCUUCAUGCUGAGUCAUAAUAAAUCACAGCACACCACAUAGAGUUGCCCUGUUCCCAGUGGAGGAUAAUGGAAAGGCUGUGGUUCUCUUUGCUGUUGCUGGCAGCAGCAUGCAGGGGACAGCCGUGUCCGAAACGCUGUAUGUGCCAGAGUCUUUCUCCAUCGCUGGCUAUCCUCUGCUCCAAGACAGGCUUGCUGUUUGUUCCUGCUGCCAUUGACCGGCGUACCGUGGAGCUACGGCUCCAAGAGAACUUCAUUACAGCUGUCCGAAGAAAGGACUUUGCCAACAUGACCAGCCUGCUACAUCUGACCCUGUCCAGAAACACCAUCAGUCAAAUUCUCCCUUCAGCCUUCAAUGACCUGCGGCGAUUGAGAGCACUCCACCUAGACUCUAAUAGAUUAACUAUGAUCAAGGAUGACCAUUUCAAAGGACUAACCAACCUUCGUCACCUGAUCCUUGCCAACAACCAGCUCCACUCCAUAUCUCCCCAUGCCUUUGAUGACUUCCUGUCCACGCUGGAAGAUCUUGACCUCAGCUACAACAACCUUGCCCAGGCACCCUGGGACACGAUCGGGCGCCUAACCAACGUCAAUACCCUAAAUAUGGAUCAUAACCUCAUAGAAAAUGUUCCCCAAGGGGUAUUCACCAACCUACACAAGCUGGCUAGGCUAGACAUGACAUCCAACAAGCUGAAGAAAAUUCCCCCAGACCCGUUGUUCCUUAGAAUCCCAGUUUAUGCCAAGUCCAAAGGCUCCCCCCUCACCUCCCUGGUGUUGAGUUUUGGUGGCAACCCCCUUCACUGUAACUGUGAACUUCUGUGGUUGAGAAGACUGACCAGAGAAGAUGACCUCGAGACAUGCGCCUCUCCCCCUGACCUCAGUGCCAAGUACUUCUGGACAAUACCUGAAGAGGAGUUUAUUUGUGACCCACCAGUUCUGACGCGUAAGUCUCCUCAUACAGUUGCUAUGGAAGGCCAACCUGCCAGCCUGAAGUGCAAGGCGAAUGGCGACCCAGAGCCUGAAGUCCACUGGAUCAGCCCUGAAGGGCGACUUAUAUCUAAUGGCUCCAGAACUUUGGUUUUCCCCAACGGAAGCCUGGAGAUCAAUGUAACAUCCCUGAAAGAUUCAGGUAACUUUACCUGCAUUGCCUCUAACGCAGCAGGUGAAUCCACAGGAAGGGUGGAGCUAGUCGUCACGGCGAUGCCCCAUCUGGCCAACAGCACAAGCCGUAGCCGAGACCCAUCCUCUGACCCUGCCCCAUCUGACAUCCUAACCUCCUCUAAGGUUGCACUGCCUAACAACGAGACCAGAGGGGCAGACCGCAGGGUCUCAUUGAUGGAACUGACAGGAAACUCUGCCCUCAUUAGAUGGAGCAGUCAGGCUCCUACAACUGGAGUCAGGAUGUUCCAGGUCCAAUACAACAGCUCUGGGGAUGACACACUGGUUUACAGGAUGAUUCCAUCCAGCAGCAAUGACUUCCUGGUUCGGGACCUCGCGGCUGGGCGCAACUACGAUCUUUGUGUCCUGGCUGUGUUUGAUGAUGUCAUCACAUCACUGACUGCAACACGUCCUUUGGGCUGUCUGUCAUUCACCACAGACACAGAGUUCAGCCAGUGCCAAGCAUUGCACAGCCACUUCCUGGGUGGCACUAUGAUCAUCAUCAUUGGAGGGAUUAUUGUUGCUUCUGUUCUGGUUUUUAUUAUCAUCUUAAUGAUACGAUACAAGGUUUACAGCCACCAAGGGGCAGGCAAUGGAAAAGCAGCCAUUGCGGCGACUGCGCCAAGACCGCAGAGCAACGGACAAGGAGGAGGCGGACAGGUCCAAGUCCUCCCUCACUCUGCCUCAAAAAUGCCUGACAGUCAGGACGACCAAGCGCUAGCGCCGUCCAAGGCCAUGUCGCCUAGCAACACUCUGAAAGACACUGUGGCAUUGGUCGAGGAGGCGAGCAGUGGACGGAGCAUAAUGACAAGGACUGACUCCUUGGCCAAUGAGGAGUUGAUCUCGCCCACCAAGGCCCGCUUCUCCUCCAGGGUGGCUAUUGAGAUGAAAAGCAGGCCGCCAUCUGUCGCCAAAGAGCCCACCUCCCCCAAGGAACUGGCAGCAGCAGAUGACAGGCGACCUCAUAGUGUCGAAUGGAGAGCCUUUAAGAUCUGAAGGUCUCUUGGCAUCAUAAAGAGAGCGUGCCAACACUACAAACAAAGAACCCCUGAUGUUGUCCUGAGUGGCAGAUGUGGAGAACGUCACCACCAGGGAGAAGCUGGUGAAAACUGAAGAAAAAAGGCCCUAUAGCUCCUCUCCUGUAUCUCCUGUUUACUAUUACCCAUUACUUUGUUUCAUGAGUAUGAUGAGGAAAUAGACCUAUACUGUCUGGUUUACUUUCAACUGCUAAUCUUGGUUCUCAUGUCUGGAUUGGACGACCACGUCAAGGCCCGCUGUUUGUUCGGCCGUUGACUGGCCAGUUGCUGCAGGAUCCAGCUGUCGGUGUGAUCAUCUUAAAUCCCUUUUUUCAUGGAAAGGCACACAAUGAAUGCUGAUUUUUCCAUCUGUAUCAGUGUGGAAGUGGAUACAAUGGGCGUAGAUAAGUUAAAAAAAGAAACUUAAAGAUACGUGGAUGUGUCACAACAUAAAAAUUGACAGAAAAUAUGAAUUACCUUGAAUUCAACAUUUGGAGCCGCAUUAACAUGCACCGACAGGUACCGAGCGUGCGGUAAAAACAGACAGAAAAUAAAUGGCUAAACAGUAAAAGUUGUAUGCAUAGAUAAUCACACUCAACCUGGAUAAACAAUAUGUUAGACUGCACAAACAGAGAGGGAACUAAAUCACACAAAAAAUGUCUGGAUGGGUCUGCUUUUAUGUUAACAUCUCAAACAAUAAUGGCUCACUGUUUCUAAAAAUGAACAGAUAGGAAUCUGAACAUGACUGGCUCUCAGUGGCUCCACUCUAUUAAUCCAUGUGGAAUAAUGCAGUUAUGUUAAACCGAACUGAACUGAACUGAACUGAACUGAGCUGAUCCUGGAGCUGGUGCUGGAUCUUAACCUUGACUGGACCCUGUUAUCUCUCAAUCAGAGGUUUGUUUCUGGAAAGCACAUACUAUGUAACAAAAACAUGAACGAAACUGGACCCAAACCUGGACCCAGUGAAGCCUGAACUGGAAUUGUACAUCAUUAAAGGAUUCAGAAUGUGCACGUGAUCUGUGCAGACUAAACUGGACUAGAUUAGACAGGCCUGUUACCUAUUGGUCUAGUCUGUGGAUUCUACUGCUCGGGUCCGAUAUCUACUGCUUUCCACUGGAUGAGACUGGUGAGGACCUUGUGGACCCUUAACAGCCUCUCUAACAUCUCCCCAGGCCCACUUAUACUGACACACACAGUUACAGAUCUAAAAAUGACCCUGGGUUGUCCGACAUAUCACUGCUGGAUCCUGCACUCAUUACACAUGACUAUCCUGCUGUGUGAGUGAGAAGCAUUCGGAAGAAGAAAAGAGGAGAGCACAUCUCAGAUCCAGUGAUCAGGAGAAAAGCCACGUCUCAAGUCAAGAAGGAAACAUGAACAGAUAAGAGAAAAAAAUUAUAAAGUAGCGGGGAAUCACAGUUAGCCAAAUUGUGUCAAUUUCAGCCUUCAUCCUUGUCAAAAUCAUCAUCACUGUCAUCACUGAAUAAGCUUACAGGCCCAGAGUUCUACACUGGAAAUCUAAAUACUUUAAUAUGACGAAAAAUGCUGUUUGCCUAUUGAUGACUGCACCACCUGCAUUGUUAACAUCAUAGUUGUAGUCAUCCAGGCCCUCUGCACAUCUUCAUUACCACAUCCUCAUUCUCACUGUAACCGUGGAGUGUGUUUGCGUGCAAACAGCAUGAUGGAUAACAGGUCACAUCUCACCUAAUGUUCUCUUUCUGAAGUGUCACAUCUUCAUGUGUGACUGACAGAUAUCCCUUUAUAUCAAUCAUCAGAAUGACCCAGGUUCUCUAUACUAGCAUCUCUCUCAUUAUUCCUGUGCUUUGACUCUGACAUCAUGCUGGUUAUAGUAAAUGUGAUACUCUAUGUGGUACAUACUGUAGGUGCCAUCUCAGACAUGUACUGUCCAUAUGAGCGUGUGAUUGUGCUCGCCGCCAUUGCCACUGUCAUUAUUAUCAUGAUGAUUGUUACCUGCAGAGAUGUAAGUUGGUAAAAGAGCAAAUAGACAGAGAACCUCAAACCCUUUUGACCCAUCUCAGAAGAAAAGCACCCAAAAAAAACAAAAGAAAAACGCAAGCUUUGUUUUCACUUUCUCCCCCUCUGUUCUCUCCUCACUUUUUCUUUGGGCUUUAUCUUUUGUAUUUGUACAUAAAGCAAUUUCAAAUCUUAUAGUUUUGUACAUGUAAUUUUUAUGGUGUGUGGCAUCUUUUCAAUAAAAUAAAACAAAAAAUGAACGAUUGUGUCCUA